UGGAGGACCAUGUGAUGGCCUCGACUGUGCAGGAGCUUCAGAAGCGGGAUGUGACGACACUAGAUAGUAAUCACUCAAUGUCAUGGCGCUACCUGGACUGUGUCUCCUUUUGCUCACCUUGCUUGCAUGCGUCCUUCAAGUGUUUGGCAAAACAGACGUGUUUAUAAAUGCACCAAGAGCGCAAAGCAUUUUCUUGCGUUCCAAACGAGCCAACCACUUCCUAAUAGAAGAGAUCCUACAGGGAAACCUAGAGCGGGAAUGUUACGAAGAACGCUGCACAUUCGAGGAAGCCAGGGAGUUCUUUGAAGACGAUGACAAGACGAUCAAGUUCUGGAAAACAUACGAUGAUAGGAGCCAUUGCCAGCCCAACCCAUGUCUUAAUGGUGGGAAUUGCUCUAACAUGGUGAACGGAUUCCACUGCUCCUGUUCUUCCCCCUACUAUGGAAUUACAUGUCAAAUGGGCGAACUAGACUUGAACAGCCAGGAAGAUGAAGGGGUGCCACAAACCGAACCACAGUUGGCAGCUGGAAGGGUUUCCUGUCCCACGGAAGGCCCAAAUGUGUGCCACCAGCUCUGUGUGGCGAGCUCCUACAAAUUUCUGUGCUCCUGCGUGCCGGGAUUCAAACUGCACAGCGAUGGACGAAGCUGCCUGCCUGAAGUGGAAUUUCCUUGCGGACGACUUCCAGACUCCCAUCAAACAGAAACAAUGUGUCACAAUGGAAAUUGUCCCUGGCAGGCGUUGUUGCUGGGAGGCGGGGGCACUGAGAUUUGCGCCGGUGUUCUGUUGGGUCGGCGUUCUGUCCUGACUGCUGCCAGCUGUCUUUUACGGGAAUCUGACCCACAACCCUCCAGUUUUUUGGUCGUCGCCGGUACAAGCGAUACGACAAUGUCCAUUAAAGCUUUCCAUAUCCACAACCGUUAUCGUCCUAAUCACCACGACAAUGACUUGGCCUUCCUGGAGUUGACUAGCCCAAUGCCCUUUGGACCUAAUCUCCACCACCUAUGUCUGCCCAACAAAGACUUCUGUGAAAACAUCCUAAUGUAUUCAAGCAAGGUCGGGGUUGCGGCGACCAUGAACCAAUCCUUAGACCCAAACCUCCUUUACAUGAGUUUGGAGGAGUGUCGCAGCCAGCUCAACAUCUCGGUCCCACUGACUAAUAAAAUGUUCUGUGUGACGGGAAAGACUGGAAAAAUAGUGAUGCACGGUCAAAAGGUUGCCUCCAACAGUACAGAAAGUUCACCUGUGUGGCAAUGUGGCGGUCUGUUGCCCGCUAUGCCCCUUGCCACAAUGGAGAGAGGGACGGCGUUUCUCACAGGGACGCUCAUCGUGCCUUCUACAGGCUGUGAUGGGAACGGGCUGGCCUUUACCAAAGUGUCCCGACACCUGGUCUGGAUCAGACAGCAUCUCGCGGCCAUUGAGUCACAGGAACACCCAGUCAAAAAAAAAACUGAAGUCAGAAAACUUGUGAGUCACUGAGCUUCUAGUGCUACACAACUGCCCAUUAAAGGUGUUCUUCUCUGUCUAUUGCGUAAAAAGUAUAAGUCUGGAGCAGGACUGCAGCUAUUGAUUACUUUGGUAGUCGAUUAAUCAAUGAACUAGUUAGUUCAAAUAACAGAGUAAUCGGAUUAAGGACAUUAAAAAAAAUCAAAUACCUGAGCUUAGCCUCAAAUGUAUAAAAAAAAUAAUUAAUUACGAUCUAAGUACAACAAAAGAACAAUUGGCCAACUUACAUAGCAAAAGUCUGCUAGUUUAAAUGCUAUAAAAUGCCAACUUUUUUUUUUUUUUUUAACAAUGUUCUUACCAAAUCAUUCACAUAUUUUCCCCCAAAACACCUAAAUAUACUUAUAAAUUAAAAUUACAAAUGCAUUAAAAAAAAAAAAAAAAAAAAAA
Messenger RNA from Corythoichthys intestinalis (scribbled pipefish), 1891 nucleotides. RefSeq names its product protein Z, vitamin K-dependent plasma glycoprotein b (gene prozb). Gene Ontology annotation, biological process: blood coagulation; proteolysis. Lineage: Eukaryota; Metazoa; Chordata; Actinopteri; Syngnathiformes; Syngnathidae. Gene Ontology annotation, cellular component: extracellular region. Bases 83 to 1477 code for a protein of 464 amino acids. The record is from RefSeq and is a predicted model, not a curated record. The transcript has 8 exons. Gene Ontology annotation, molecular function: serine-type endopeptidase activity; calcium ion binding.